AUGGUUAGAUUGGGGUUUGAAUAUAGCAGUGACGGAGGAGAGAAAAGGGGUGGACAUAAUGGUUGGCCAGGGGUUUGGAAGCGAACAGUGGGAUAUGGUGGGUGGGGUUUGGAGGCGAACAGUGGUGGGUGGGGUUUGGAAGCAGUGGCUCUAUGGUGUUGGCAGGAGAGAGAUAAGCUUCGUGCAGAGAAGAGUUCUAACGAUGAUAAGAUUGAUCAAAUGAACAAGCAUUUGCAUCAAUUACAUAUAGAACAUGUUGAAUUGAUAGUUGUAGCCAAAGUGGCACAUAGAGUGGUCGAGGAGUUGAGAACAAGAGUCAAAGAACCGGAAGAGGAGAUUAAGAGGCAAAGAGGAUUGAUUUUGGAAUUCGUAGAAGAGAAACGAGAUGCAAUAAAACAACUUUGUUUCUCGCUUGAGCAUUACAAGAAUGGCUAUUGA
Ilex paraguariensis (yerba mate) is the source of this 438-nucleotide messenger RNA. NCBI's taxonomy places the organism in Eukaryota, Viridiplantae, Streptophyta, Magnoliopsida, Aquifoliales, Aquifoliaceae. The record is from the annotation of a GenBank genome assembly.